This is a messenger RNA of Lycium ferocissimum, 1472 nucleotides long. Its product is annotated as GDSL esterase/lipase At2g23540-like. The coding region runs from base 149 to 1270 and encodes 373 amino acids. Gene Ontology annotation, molecular function: hydrolase activity, acting on ester bonds. The transcript is spliced from 5 exons. Lineage: Eukaryota; Viridiplantae; Streptophyta; Magnoliopsida; Solanales; Solanaceae. The record is from RefSeq and is a predicted model, not a curated record.
AUAAUUCCUUAACAAGUUUCCUAACUAGUUCUUCUUUUUCUACGCCAUUUUUAAUCUCAGCACUUCAUCUUUGUGCUUCUUAUAGCCUCCUUCUAUUCAUUCAUUUCUCAAGCUAACAGAAAAUAUUUGAUUGUAGUAACUCAAAGCCAUGGCCAUGACAACUUAUUAUGUUUUGGCCGUGCUACUUUUGGUCAUUAACCUUAUGGCUUUAUCAAAUUGUGCUAUUGAUGAUGAUUUGGAAUUUGGGGCGUCCUAUAUUUUUGGAGAUUCUUUGGUAGAUGCGGGAAAUAAUAACUAUUUACGGACCUUAUCAAAGGCUGACAUUGUACCUAAUGGCAUAGAUUUUAAAGCUUCUGGAGGGAACCCUACUGGCCGCUACACUAAUGGAAGAACCAUAGGCGACAUUGUCGGAGAGGAAUUGGGACAAACCCAUUAUGCGACACCAUUUCUAGCUCCAAAUUGCACAGGAAGAACUAUAUUAUACGGAGUAAAUUAUGCGUCAGGAGGAGGUGGAAUUAUGAAUGGCACGGGAAGAAUAUUUGUAAACAGGCUUUCAAUGGACAUCCAAGUUGAUUAUUUCAACAUUACAAGAAAAGAGAUCAACAAAUUGUUGGGUGAAUCUAAAGCCAGGGAUUAUAUCAGUAAAAAGUCCAUUUUCUCAAUCACUAUCGGGUCCAACGAUUUUCUCAACAAUUACCUUCUUCCCGUACUCUCUAUCGGUACAAGAAUAAACGAAUCCCCUGAUGCCUUCAUUGAUGAUCUGCUCAGUCACUUAAAGGAACAACUUACGAGAUUGUACAAACUGGAUGCGAGGAAAUUUAUAAUUGGUAAUGUUGGACCAAUUGGCUGCAUCCCUUACCAAAAGACAAUUAACCAGUUGAAGGAGAACGAAUGUGUGGAACUACCAAACAAGUUAGCACUUCAAUACAACGCUCGAUUGAAAGAUAUGCUGGCUGAAAUGAGCAAAAAUCUAGAGGGAGCAACUUUUGUACAUGCAAAUGUCUACGCUCUUGUCAUGGAAGUCAUCACCAAUUAUGACAAAUAUGGAUUUGUAACAGCGACAAAAGCUUGUUGUGGAAAUGGAGGGCAAUUUGCUGGGAUAAUUCCAUGUGGGCCAACGUCUAGUAUGUGCUCAGAUCGUGACAAACAUGUAUUCUGGGAUCCUUAUCAUCCAAGUGAAGCUGCUAACAUUAUAAUUGCCAAACAAUUGGUGGAGGGUGACCCCAAAUAUAUCUCUCCCAUGAAUCUUAAACAACUUCGAGAUCUCUAAAUGUUUUUUUUUCCUAUCACACAUUAAUGUCUUGUAUUGUGUCAAAUUAUCCUUGUUUCUUUUGUUUACAUGAUUGUUUUACUGUAACAGGUUUCUUUGAUUAAUUAAAUGUAUUGUGAAAGAGAAGUGACGGAAAGUUUCUGUCUUUCAAUUGUAUACGUAUGAAAAAAUAUUGAAUUGAACUCUCAUUCUCUAAACUCCA